Messenger RNA from Ceratotherium simum simum (southern white rhinoceros), 4450 nucleotides. It is a transcript of the gene TEF, whose product is annotated as TEF transcription factor, PAR bZIP family member. The record is from RefSeq and is a predicted model, not a curated record. Gene Ontology annotation, cellular component: nucleus. Gene Ontology annotation, biological process: regulation of transcription by RNA polymerase II. Lineage: Eukaryota; Metazoa; Chordata; Mammalia; Perissodactyla; Rhinocerotidae. Gene Ontology annotation, molecular function: DNA-binding transcription factor activity, RNA polymerase II-specific; RNA polymerase II cis-regulatory region sequence-specific DNA binding.
GGGAUGGAGGGAGGCGGGGGUGCGCUGGGCGCCUGCGCAGUAGCUGCCCGUGUCGGCAGCUGCGGCUGGUCGCACGGCUCCGGCCCAUCUCAGGGGCCGGGCGGGGGAGGCGAGGCGCGCGAGCAGAGCGCGGGGCACGAUGUCCGACGCGGGCGGCGGAAAGAAGCCGCCUGUGGAGCCGCAGGCGGGACCAGGUCCGGGGCCGGGGCGCGCAGCUGGGGAAAGGGGCCUGCCGGGCUCCUUCCCUCUGGUCCUGAAGAAGCUGAUGGAGAACCCCCCGCGCGAGGCGCGCCUCGAUAAGGAAAAGGGGAAGGAAAAGCUGGAGGAGGACGAGGCCGCAGCAGCCAGCACCAUGGCCGUCUCAGCCUCCCUCAUGCCACCCAUCUGGGACAAGACCAUUCCCUAUGAUGGCGAGUCUUUCCACCUGGAGUACAUGGAUCUGGACGAGUUCCUGCUGGAGAAUGGCAUCCCCGCCGGCCCCACCCACCUGGCCCAGAACCUGCUGCUGCCUGUGGCUGAGCUAGAAGGGAAGGAGUCGGCCAGCUCUUCCACGGCGUCCCCACCAUCCUCCUCCACCGCCAUCUUUCAGCCCUCUGAAACUGUGUCCAGCACAGAAUCCUCCCUGGAGAAGGAAAGGGAGACACCCAGUCCCAUCGACCCCAACUGCGUGGAGGUGGAUGUGAACUUCAACCCGGACCCUGCUGACCUGGUCCUCUCCAGCGUGCCGGGCGGGGAGCUCUUCAACCCUCGGAAGCACAAGUUCGCAGAGGAGGACCUGAAGCCCCAGCCCAUGAUCAAAAAGGCCAAGAAGGUCUUUGUCCCCGAUGAGCAGAAGGACGAAAAGUACUGGACGAGACGCAAGAAGAACAAUGUGGCAGCCAAACGGUCCCGGGAUGCGCGGCGCCUGAAGGAGAACCAGAUCACCAUCCGGGCAGCCUUCCUGGAGAAGGAGAACACGGCCCUGCGGACGGAGGUGGCCGAGCUACGCAAGGAGGUGGGCAAGUGCAAGACCAUCGUGUCCAAGUAUGAGACCAAGUACGGGCCCUUGUAACCCGUGCCCCCACCCGGGUGGUGCGGCCUGCACCUCAGACCUCUGCCUGGGGGCCCCCUGAAACCCCACCCGCGUGGAGACUUAUGACUCGUCACGGGCAAAUGGCGGCGCACCUGCUCCAGAAGCGUUCACGUUUAAGCUUCAUUAUCACAUGGCCAGUGCACGUGGCGACUUCUCUGAGGGGCCAGCCUCCUCACUGGCGGGGCGAGAGAAUCUAUGUAGACGGGUGAAUCAGCCUUAGUUUCUAUUCUUGGAUGUCCCGGUUGAAUCGGAAGGGGACCUCUGGAGUACAGAUCUCCUCUCACAGGGCGCUCAGGCUUCCCUGACUCCCCCUCAUCUCCAGCCUGGGCCUCGAGGCCUGUCUCUGCAGAGUGAGUCGUGACCAUUGUCACCCUUACGUCUUCUCAGGUAGCAGGGCGCAUUUCCAGGCGGGGUGUCUGUCGUCCACCUCACCCUCCCCAGAAGGUCUUUGAGAGAAACACCUGUUCCCAUCUUCCUCAGAGGUGGACAGAUGCACCAGCUGCUGCGUGGUGUCUGUGUGGGUGCCAGGCCACAGGAGCGGGGUUUCUGCAAAGCCUGGGAUGGGUUGGGUCUGGGGCCUGCGGCACAAGUGCCCCCAACCAUUCUUAGCUCCCACACCCCUUUUCUCUUGUGGCUCUGAGCCUGGAUGGCUCUCUCUGCUUCAUCUGCCAUGGAGGAGAGACUCCCAGGGCGUCCGGCCUCUGAGCCCUGAUCACAGGGCAGAGGGAGACCUUUUCCAUCUCCUCUUCUCCAGGUCACUCAUGAAGGCCACCUGAAUUUUGUUUGUCCCACUAGACUGGGCCUCUGAGCCUGCUGUUUCUUUUCACCCAGUGACCAAUCUCAAAUCUUGGAUUCAAAAGGAAAACCCCCCUCGUCUAGGAAGCUUAACUUCCUGGAGCCAGGAUGCACCUUCCACCUGGUGUUUAGAAGUCUGGCCUCCACAACCACCUUCCACUGUGGGCGGACAGCUGGGGCACGUUUCUCGAGAAACUCCAUUUUUUCUUGCUCUGCUGUCCGACGUGGGCCAGACCAAGAGUCUGCUCUCCCUGAAAGCAGAAGAGGGCUUCCCAGUUCUUGCUUCAGGAUCCCUCCUCCGUGUGAGCUGCCUGGAGGGCGACAGCCGGGCAGGACACCUGAUCUGGGGUCGCCAGGGUUGAAGCACAACUCUUACGGAAUAGCAGGCUCUUGGGACAUUUAUACAGGCUAGAGUCCCCUCAAUCUGGGUCUCGGGACGUGGGCCACUCACACAAGCCUGGCCGUAGUGUGGUGUGGAGGGGUCCUCACAGCCGUGGCUUCACUACUCAAAGCUGCUCCUUGCUCUUGUGUCUGGUUGGACUCAUCCUUUUCCUCUGCCCAGAAGAUUAAGUGAGGAAAUCUGUGGAACCUUCUGCUUAUUGUGGUCAGCUGGGGCACCUGAAGAUGGGUAUAUUUAUUUGCUCAGGGCAGGAAGCCUGUGGUAAAGAGGGGUCAGAGGUGACGGGUGCACUUUGUCAUGCUUACCACUGGCUUUAUUUAAAGUGGUGGCUCUGAGUCCCGGGCCCAAACUCCUAAAGACUUUUCCUAACAGAUGUUAAGACCAGGGGCAGCCAUCCACUGGCUGUGGACCACACACCAGGGGAAUGCCACGGCCCUCCGGGACCUGCACACCUGCCUCUCCGGGGGCCUUGACAAGGGUCCGUGAGGCCAAGGGAGGUCACUCCUUCCCUCUAGGCCCCUGACUUUUACUUUGUGGUUCUAUAAAAACCAUGUUCACACUUUUCACUCUUGUAAUCACAAAAGGGCAGUUGCAUCCAGCAUGUCAGUGUCCUGCCCCGGGCAGCUUGCCCGCCCGGGCACUCUCCCUCUGGUCUGGCUACCCACCAGGAGGGCAGUUCUCAUUUUGUUAUUGGUAGAAGAGCCUCCAGCUUCAAAGCUCUUCAUUUUCUUUGGCCAGAAAAUGUAUGGUUUGUGUUUCUUUGUUUUUUUUUUUUAAAGGAUGGACAUUUAAUCUCUGGAUGGCGUCCAUGUUCCGACCCCAGCGGGUGGGAUGAUGGCCUGAUGUCUCUCCUCUUUGUCCCACCUUCUGCCUGUUCAGUGCCCUCCCCUUCCUCCCCCGCAAGGUAGUGGGUGUCUGUUUCCUUCCCAAAGUGAUUCCUUGGAAAGAAUGUGGUUGCUGGCCUCUUAGAGAAGAGCCCCUUUGAGUCAGGAGCCUGGCAGGGACAAGAAGAUGUCCAUGGAGGUUGACAUUUUGGGGAAAAGGAGUGCUCAGGUAAGCGUGUCUCCUUCCCAGACCUAAGAAUUGAGUCCUUGCAGAAAGAGAGGCUUGGUGCCUGCUCAGUUUCCGUCAUGGAAUUGGGAAUCUCCUUGACUCCCUCCUGGACCCUCUCCAUCUUGGGGCUGACAGCCAAAGACUGAGACUCCCGUGCUCAGGUCUUUGACAUCCUCUAAGAAGCACUGGAGGCUAGAGAAGCCAGUGUAAACGGCUUUCCGUGGGUUUGCGAUGGGCUGGGAAGCACCAUCCCUUCCUGAGCGCCCUGUCUUUAGCUUCACAGCAGCCUCAUUGCAACCUCAGAACAGACAAAUCAUGGAUGAGCUAGAAUGUUGCAAGAAUAUAUAUGUAAUAAAUGUACAUCUAGAUAUAGAAAUAGAUAGAAAAGGAGAGCUUUCACAAUGGCCAGCAGCCUUGUGGAGGACCUGGGUAACUUACUCUUGGCCAAAGGAAAGGGUUUGCCUGUCUGAGUCCUGAGGUUGGGGAAGGCACUUAGCGGCGAACCUUGACUCUGGGUAACCAUCACCCUGCUGAGGGGGGCUGCUCGCUCCCUGGGUGGGCAGCUCCUGCAGUCCUCCAGCCUGAGGCGGGGUGGCAGGCAUGGGAGCCAGCAGAGGAGGGCCCCUUUGUGCUGGGCAGCUCUCCAUCCAGGGCCCUGGCAGCUCUGCUCCGCGUAACACAAAGGGCUGAGAGCCCCUGGUUUUCAUGGCAAAGCCCCACCCCAGAGCUCCUUCAACAUCUGUUAAUUAAGUGCAAUAAAUUUUUCUAGAAAAUGGCAAAGAUGACUUCCAGGUGGAUAUUGCUAUCUUACGGUGUUGGGGAUGCCAGAGCACCACUUGGUUUUAUUUUUCUAACUGCAUGUGAUGUGAUGGAGUGUGUGGGGCUCUGCAUCCUCCCCUGGGAGCUGGCAUUCCAGCAGGCCUCUCUCUCCUUUACCUUUGUUGGAGGAAGGAGGCCAAGAGAACAUCCCUUCUUCCCAGCUGGAGAGGGAGAAGCAGACCGUAGCCCAUUGGCCUUAUGUGCGUGUGUGCGUGCGAGUGUGUCACUGCUGGUGGGCCGGAGUGAUGUGGUGGGAGGGAAGCCGGGAAUGUAUCCUUUUCGAAACAAAAUUAAAUAUUUUGAGAUGAGAA